This is a messenger RNA of Schistosoma guineensis, 3140 nucleotides long. NCBI's taxonomy places the organism in Eukaryota, Metazoa, Platyhelminthes, Trematoda, Strigeidida, Schistosomatidae. The record is from the annotation of a GenBank genome assembly.
AACCUACUUAAUUUUUGUGUGGAUUUUUGUGCUUUUGAAUAAACUAAAUUAUCCAUCUCCCAUUCUUCACUGAUCAACAAUUUUCUGAUUAAGAAUUGUGCUUCAAUGGCUGCAGUGAGAAUAGUACGUUUCCGUAAUACUCUGGGACACUAAUUGCUUAUAUCUUAUACGAGUUAUGUUUUUUUAAGCGUUCAUCUGCUUGCUUCUUGGUCAUCUCUCAUAUAUUUUGCGAAGCGUGACCACUCUAUCCGGAGAAAUCCUUUAUCGGAUUUUUGACCAUUUAGGGAUAAUCAUUUCAGAGUUCUCAGGGAAAUUUCUCUGCUUGUGUAUUAUUAAAUUUAGAUGGCUGUUAAAGAAUGAACCAGCUCAUCUAGAAUAAAAGUAAUUGAGGCUCAGUUAUGAGAUCGCGUUCGGUACCUCUGACUUAUAAUAUACAUGUACAAAAUAAUUUGUCUUUUCUUGUCUGUAUUUCAGUAGUUCAAGGUUGUUGCAAAAACCUUGAAAUAAAUGAGAAAUAUAAAGCUAGGAGCUUCUACUUGUCCUUUAUAAUUGCUGUGUACCUUUUAACAGUUGAAGACAGUUAAUUUUCUAUUCACUCCGUUUCAAUAAUUUAAUGUGCUAAGUGACUAGAUCGUUCAUAGUAGUAUUUAGAAAUCUGAAUAACUCAUUUUCAUUCAUAGAUACAUCGUAUAUUCAUGGAAGACUUUGGCAAACCACCUACUGAACUGUUUGCCAGUUUUGAAUAUAAACCAUUGGCUGCAGCUAGUUUAGCUCAAGUACACCGUGCUGUUACACAUUAUGGUGAAGAAGUUGCAGUGAAGGUUCAGUAUGAAGAUUUACGUGAUCGAUUUGAUGGUGACAUGUCAACUCUUGAGUUACUUUUAAAAUUAAUUGAAAAAAUGCAUCCUAAUUUUGGGUUUGCUUGGGUUUUACAAGAUAUGCGCGAAACAUUAGCCAAAGAACUUGAUUUUGAAAAUGAAGCAGAUAAUUCUGUUCAAUGUUCUACAGAUUUAUCAGAUCUUGGAACUUUAGAUAAAAAUGGCUCUGUUCAUGUACCUUGGGUUGAUCGUAAACUUACUAGUAAACGUGUUCUUACUGCUGAAUUCAUCGAUGGUAUUAAAAUUAAUCAAGUAUCUGCUCUACGUGAUGGUGGUUUCUCUUUAGCUGAAUUAGAUAGUCUAUUAGUACGUGCAUUUAGUCAUCAAGUAUUUUGUACCGGUUUUGUACAUGCUGAUCCUCAUCCAGGCAAUUUGUUGGUACGACGUAAACCUCAGAUUAAAUUAAAUGUUUUCCAGAAAAUCAAAUUAUCCAUUCACUGUAUACCAUACAUCAUAUCUAGUGCAAUAUUAUGGAUUGGGUUUUUGUGUUAUUUUCCUAUUAGUAUUGCACAGAAAUUAAAAAAUCCCAACCAUAAACUAUUUGCAUAUCCAAAUACAAAUCGAAAUACUACUGAAAUUCAGUUAGUACUUUUAGAUCAUGGUCUAUAUGAUACGUUACCAUGUGAUAAGCGUAAAGCUCUGUGUAGAAUGUAUCAAGCUAUAUUAGACUCUAAUGAGUCAACAAUGAAAGAGGCUUCUUCAUUUUUGGGCGUUGAAGAUUGGUCUACUUUUGGAGAAGUUAUUCUACAAAGACCUUGGCGUCGUCAAACCUUCAAGUUACCAUCUCAACUUUCGGCAGCUGAUAAGGCUUAUAUACGAGCUACAGCAAUCGAACAUUUCGAUCGAGUCAUGUCAGUUCUUGAACAGAUGCCACGUCCAAUGCUUCUGUUUAUUAGGAAUUUAAAUCUUAUUCGUUCUAUAUGUCGUUCUCAUGGUGAUCCAAUUGAUCGUCACUCUCUAAUGAUAGAUAGUGCUAUUCUUGGUAGUAGAAUUACAACAUCAUAUUCUGGAAAGUUAAUUCCUCUGUCAUGGAUUGAUAGAUUAUGGGUGAAUAUAACACUUCAACGAUAUCACUGGAAAUUAAAAUAUGAAACAUUAUAUUUAUGGAUUCAAGGUUUGGUCUAUCAAUUAUUAUACGCUGUAGGUCAAGUACCUGAUAUCAAUGAAUUAUCAUCAUUGUAUAAUGUUGCAACUCCUAAAGCGUUAUCAGCUAACGUUUAACUCCUAAUCCGAUCAAACGCACACACGCACAGAGAAGAAGAGAACGCAGUUCUGUUGGAAAAAAGAAAUAAUCACAUUGAUUUUUGUUUCAUUAUUUUUAAUCUCUGAUUUCUUCCUAUUUGUUUUGUUCUUAACCUUGUAUCAUUUGUAGAUAUCAAGACUAAGGUCGGACUUGAUAACUUCAAAUAAAUUGUGCAUUAGAUAGAAGGUUAAUAAUAAAUAUAUUUUUUAUUAUAUCCCAACCAGUAGAAAAAUUGUAUUUCUGAUGUUUCGUCACUUAAUGUGAGCCGCUUCUUCGGUUAUUUAUUUGCUUUGAAGAAGUGGCUUAUAUUAAAUCACGAAACGUCAGUAACAUAAUUUUUCUACUCAUUGGGAUCUAGCUUGUGUUAUUUGUUUACUUUCUAUCUUUGGUGUUUCUUUUUUUCUUUCGAUGCUUUCUGUUUCGAUGUUAGCAACUUGUCUCAAUUGUUGGUGUGUGUGUGUGUUCAUCAUUUACACACAGAAUUUCUGUAAAUAUCUUUCUAUUGAACAGAUGUAGAUCAGUAGGAAAAACAUACAAUUUCAUACUAACUAAUUAUAUGGGACCAUUUUUCUGCUUAAAUAAUGCUCUGUACUUAUACAUAAUACUAUUUUCAUUUAGAUUUACUGAGAACUUCGGCGAGACUAUAAUUUAUGAACGAACCAAUUAGGUAUAAGAUAACAUGUCUCGGAUUUUGGCGCGAAAUUCACUCAUCCAUUUGAUUAAAUAGAGUUUUGACAUUAUAGAUGAUGUCAGUUUGUAAUGGAAACCCUAAAUCUAAUUCCUCACACAAAUUUAUGACCCUCAUUUGAUCCUAGUUAUUAGGUGGACACUCAAGGUUAGUCUAGCGUCGCUCAAAAGUCGUCCAUAAAUUAUAGUCUCAUCAGAACUUCUAGUUGAUUCAGUAUAGUAUUGAUGCUUAGUUUUUCUAUUAUAUAUAUAAUCAUUUCAAUUUGAUGGAAAAAUUCUUUCUUUUAUUGAUUGAAUUUCUUUAAAAUACACUAAUAAACUUACCAACAUUU